AUGCGCGACAAGGCCGCAGACGUCUGGCGAGGAACCAUCAUGAUCUGCACCGAAGAUAUGUCGUCAGACCUCUCCACCACCCCCUUUCUCACAAUCACGUCCACCAAUGGCUUCCAAAACACUCUUGAGGCGAAAAACAUCCUCUCCGAAAUGGGCAUCUCGUUCUGGAGAUGGUCCGUGGAGAUCCCCAUGACCAACGAGGAGCAGAAACUGCACUACCGCAUCAACGAGGAGGCUGCUGCUGCCAGCUUCUUCGUGCCUGCUCUCGAGCAGUCCAUGAACGUGGUUUUCCACUCGUGCAACGGAUUCUCCAUGGGUGUGGACCCCUCUGUGUUCAAUGGCUCCCUCUGGACAGACGUCAUGAAGGAGCACGAGAAGGCCCACUACCACGUUAUGCUCGGAGGAGGAGACCAGAUCUACUGCGACUCGGUCAAACAGUACACCGAGCACUUCAAGGAGUGGAUCGAGGCCGAACAUGGCCACAAGGACCGAAUCAAGUGGACGCCGGAAAUGAGAGACGAACUCCACCGAUUCUACCUGUUCCACUACAUGGCCUGGUUCGGAGCUGGAUUCUGGAGAGGCCCCAAGGGCUCGACCCAGCAGACCAACCUUCCCCUUGCGUUUGCAUCCAUUCCCAUGAUCAACAUUUUUGAUGAUCACGACAUUAUCGACGGUUUCGGCUCCUAUCCUGAGAAAACCAUGACUGGACCUGUGUUUGGAGGUAUCGGACGAGUCGCCUACAAGUACUAUAUGUUGUUUCAGAACCAGACGUUGGUUGACAUUGAAGGAGGGGCUCGAGACAACCUGACUGACGACGUUGAGGACCCCAGUUGGGUGCUUGGAGCCAAAACAGGUCCCUACAUUCACAAUCGGUCUCGAUCCAUCUAUGCUCGUCUUGGAAAGAGCAUUGCCUUUCACGGUCUGGACUGCCGAACUGAACGAAAGAUUGACCAGAUUAUCACUCGAGAGACGUACCAGCUCAACUUUCAGCGUAUCGAAAAGGAGCUGGCAGCUGCCAAGGGCGAGAUCAAGCAUCUGCUGCUUAUGAUCGGUGUCCCCAUGGCCUACCCGCGACUCGUCUGGCUCGAGAGACUGCUAACCUCUCCGCUGUUGGCCCCUAUCAGAUACCUGUCUAGACGUAAAGUCGUUGCUGCUGGUCUGGUGAACGAGUUUGAUGGCCGAGUGGAGAUUCUUGAUGAUCUCGAUGACCAUUGGUGUGCUCAGCGACACAAGAAGGAGCGAAAUGCGUUGGUUGAGCGUUUGUUUGAGCUUGCCCAAAAGUACUCGGUCCGAAUCACGAUUCUGUCUGGAGACGUGCAUCUGGCUGGCAUUGGACGGUUCUAUACCAAGUCUUUGAACCCCACCAAGCACCACAAGGUGUCUGUCCCCGUUAUCAACGACCAUAGAAACAUGCUGAACGUCAUUUCUUCAGCUAUUGUGAACACACCUCCUCCGGACACCAUGGCCGAUUUCCUUAACAAGCGGAACAAGGUGCAUCAUUUCGACUUCAAGACCGACGAGAACAUGGUCUCGAUUUUCCCCUGCGACGUCGAUGGCUCUCACAGAAACAACAAGCGCCUGUUGCCCCGGCGAAACUGGUGCUCCAUCAUUGAGCUGGAUAAUCUACAAAAGUUUGAUCCCAAGGCUGCUCGAAUCGGCGAGAACCGACGUCCGGGUCCAAUGGGGCCCGACUUUAAAACCUCCGGAGACUACACUACGCACAUGGGUGGAGGAUCCAAGAGUCAACAUGCGGGUAAGAAGGUGGAACACAUCAGCUCCAAGCCUGUCGAGGAGGAGCUUCCCAUCGAGGCUCUUCCAUCGUCUCUUUCUUUGGCUCUGCGUAUUGAGAUUGAUCCCAGCAAGCCCAGUGGAGACACCAACCCCUACGAGAUUCUCAUUCCCGAGCUUCAGCUGCGGCCGUCCAGUGGGUUGUCAUCCAAGCUCAGCAGCAAGGCCUGA
Yarrowia lipolytica CLIB122 is the source of this 1959-nucleotide messenger RNA. RefSeq lists its product as uncharacterized. Gene Ontology annotation, cellular component: membrane. Lineage: Eukaryota; Fungi; Ascomycota; Dipodascomycetes; Dipodascales. The record is from RefSeq and is a predicted model, not a curated record.